AUGUCCUCCGACACAGCCAGCGCAACCGAAACGCCCAGCGCAUUAGAUGGCUUCGAGCAACGCUUGCGCCAGCGAGCAGCCGCGGUCAAAGCCGACCCAUUACAGACUGUCCCCGUGCAAGCCGACCACCAACCGCGCGGAUUCAUCCCGAAUACGCCCCUCUCCGUCGCAUUCAUCUCGUUCCUACUCGGAUCGUUGUUCGCGUUCGGGUUGCUCCUCUUCGCCACCAAUGGCUUCGGGCUGUUCUGGUGGUCGACCAGCCAGCUGGGCUUCUUCAUCGCGGCGUGGUCCGCGUUCCACUGGGGCGAGUUCGCGGUGACCGCGGGUUGGAAUCGAGAGAAAUGUAGCGUAGACUCUUUCUUACUUGAGAACGGAGCGAUGUACCACGUCGCGCACUCUGUCGCGCUAACCGAGUACCUCAUCACUCUCUACUUCAAACCAGAGUGGAAACACCACCAAUAUGUCACCUUGGCCGGCAUAGCCAUGACCGUCGCUGGUCAAAUAUUGAGGUCGGCAGCUAUGAUUCAGGCGGGCACGAACUUCUCCCAUGUGCUCGCGUUCCGGAAGGCGCAAGGGCAUGUGCUAGUCACCGACGGGAUCUACAGAUGGUUCCGGCAUCCCUCAUACGCGGGCUUCUUCUACUGGGCGUUGGGCACCCAGCUCGUGCUCCAGAAUCCCGUGAGCUUCGUCUUCUUUGCAGCAGUACUGUGGCGGUUCUUUCACCGGCGCAUUCGAGCGGAGGAAGCGUACCUGAUACGUUUCUUCGGGGUCGACUACCAGAACUACAAACGUUCCGUAGGCACGAAGAUUCCCUUCAUAUUCUAGACGUCUUAGCUUGCUGUCCAAUGGUGAAUACUUCGACUCACUGUACCUGAAUUAUCAUACCAUUUCGUUGCCG
This is a messenger RNA of Trametes versicolor FP-101664 SS1, 898 nucleotides long. RefSeq names its product protein-s-isoprenylcysteine O-methyltransferase. Gene Ontology annotation, biological process: C-terminal protein methylation. NCBI's taxonomy places the organism in Eukaryota, Fungi, Basidiomycota, Agaricomycetes, Polyporales, Polyporaceae. The coding region runs from base 1 to 825 and encodes 274 amino acids. Gene Ontology annotation, cellular component: endoplasmic reticulum; membrane. Gene Ontology annotation, molecular function: protein C-terminal S-isoprenylcysteine carboxyl O-methyltransferase activity. The record is from RefSeq and is a predicted model, not a curated record. The transcript is spliced from 5 exons.